CAAGAUGUGCCACGGCGCCUCCGCGUCCGAUCAAUCCUCUGUUUGGUGGUCUGUCACUGUCACCGCCUCCGUCCUCCAGUCCUCCUCCUCAUCAUAAUUCUUCUGUUUAAGGACAAGGAAUUAAUGCUCACUGCUGGCUAUCUAUAGCCCACCACAAUCAAAUCAGCAGAGCUUAUCUCUCCACCUGGAAUAAUCCACUCAUGAUGCUCAGAGCAAUUCACCAUCUUCUUCUUAGGAGCAAGAUGAGGGCAGCCGCGGUGGCGAUCUCGUCCGGCGUCGGCCUCGCUCGCUUCUGCACGGCCUCGAGCUCCAUGAGGCUGGCCGGCAAAGUGGCCGUCAUCACCGGCGCUGCCAGCGGCAUGGGCAAGGCGACCGCCACGGAGUUCGUCAGGAAUGGCGCCAAGGUCAUCCUCACCGACAUCCAGGACGACCUCGGCCACGCCGUGGCCGCCGAGCUCGGCCCCGACGCUUCCUACGCCCGCUGCGACGUGACCGACGAGGCGCAGAUUGCCGCCGCCGUCGACCUCGCAGUGGCACGCCACGGCCGGCUUGACGUCCUGCACAACCACGCCGGGGUCACCGGGAGGAUGAGUUUGGAGUCCGUCGCAUCGCUCGACCUGGCCGACUUCGACCGCACCAUGGCAGCCAACGUCCGGUCUGCCGUCGCCGGCAUCAAGCACGCGGCGCGGGUGAUGGUGCCGCGCCGGAGCGGGUGCAUCAUCUGCACCGCGGGCACGGCGGGGGUGCUCGGAAGCGGCGUAAACCCCGCGUACUGCAUCUCCAAGGCCGCCGUGAUUGGCGCCGUCCGGGCGUUGGCCGGGGAGCUGGGGAGGCAGGGCGUGCGCGUGAACGCCAUAUCGCCGCACGCCAUCGCGACGCCGUUCGGGCUGCGCGGGAUGGCAGAGCUGCUGCCGGAGACGAGCGAGGAGGAGCUGAGGCGGAUGGUGGCGACGGCCAUGAACGAGAUGGGCGGGAGUGUUCUGGAGGUGGAGGACAUCGCGCGGGCGGCCGUGUACCUGGCGUCCGACGAGGCCAAGUAUGUCAACGGGCACAACCUCGUCGUCGAUGGCGGGUUUACCGUGGGGAAGCUGAUUCACAUGCCGGAUCCGGUGAGCAGUGCGUGACAGGCAUGGCAAUGACAGCGAUGGAGAUGACGCAAACAUGCACUAGUUCCCCUAGCUACAAGUAUUGUGGUACAGAGGGAGUAGUAUUGAGAUACCCAUCGUCCACAGCAUGCGCAAUAAAUAAGGGACCGUAUCUAAUCUAUUA
This is a messenger RNA of Triticum aestivum (bread wheat), 1269 nucleotides long. RefSeq names its product momilactone A synthase. Bases 201 to 1124 code for a protein of 307 amino acids. The record is from RefSeq and is a predicted model, not a curated record. The transcript has 3 exons. NCBI's taxonomy places the organism in Eukaryota, Viridiplantae, Streptophyta, Magnoliopsida, Poales, Poaceae.